Messenger RNA from Notothenia coriiceps (black rockcod), 1093 nucleotides. Its product is annotated as amine oxidase [flavin-containing] B-like. Lineage: Eukaryota; Metazoa; Chordata; Actinopteri; Perciformes; Nototheniidae. The transcript is spliced from 6 exons. Gene Ontology annotation, molecular function: oxidoreductase activity. The coding region runs from base 90 to 830 and encodes 246 amino acids. The record is from RefSeq and is a predicted model, not a curated record.
ACCGUGAUCCGUCACCUGCCCCUCACUUGGCAGCAAAGAUCCACUACCAGCCAGCCCUGCCCAGCCAGAGAGAAUUCCUUACCCAGAACAUGCCGGUGGGCCACAUGAUAAAAUUCAUAUUAACAUACCAGACGGCUUUUUGGAGGGAGAAAGGCUUCUCAGGGGAAAUAGUGGCAGGAUCCUCCACCGAGUGCCCAUUCUGUGUCACUUUUGACGCCACCAGCCCCAGCGGUAAUGCUGCCUUGGUGGGCUUCAUUGCCGGCCAGCAGGCUUCACAAUGGAGCUCCAAGGAGCGUGGCGAGAGGAGAGAAGCCGUGCUUUCCAGCCUGGUCAAAUACCUGGGACCUGAGGCCAGGUCUUUCAUCCACUACGAAGAGAAAGACUGGGCUAAGGAGGACUACAGCGGUGGCUGCCCUGUUAAUGUCAUGGCGCCAGGGCUGCUAACAUAUUACCACCCCAGCCUGAGGAAGCCCUGUGGCAGGAUCCACUGGGCAGGCACGGAGACGGCCACCCUGUGGUGCGGCUACAUGAGCGGGGCGGUGCAGGCGGGUCAACGGGCAGCUCUGGAGGUUCUGGCUGAGCUCUUCCCGACGAGCCUGACUCAGGAGGAGCAGGCAGCUGUGCAGAACAAACACUCUGCUGAAGGUGGAGCCAAGCAAACACCAACGUCCAAACUCCGCUACCUGUGCACCAGCAAGGCUGUGGUCAUAGCAACACUGGCUAUAAGUGCAGCUGUCUUGUUGGCACGGAAUCAGAAUGCAGUGCUAAAUACCAAAGCUUAUUUUACAAAUGUAUUUACAACAACAAGGCAUAAGAUAUUUGUAUUGUAACGCAGACCUGAAACACAGGUUUGCUUCCCACCUAUAUGGAUUUAACAUGGAACAAACUACUAUAGUUUUUUUAAAGGGCUUCGAAGAAAAAGUGUUCUCUCUAAGGAUGUGUUUCAUCUUAUGGUCUAUCCUCUUUUAUUCCUCACAAAAACUUCAAAUCAAUUACAAAUAUUUUCGUUAUAUUGUAUCAGAUCAAAUCAUAUUGUAAUAUUUGUAUCCAAGGGUGCCAAGGCUGUAUGUCAUUUAAAAACUGUUUUCAUUAA